Messenger RNA from Seriola dumerili (greater amberjack), 489 nucleotides. Its product is annotated as CD276 antigen homolog. The record is from RefSeq and is a predicted model, not a curated record. The transcript is spliced from 3 exons. NCBI's taxonomy places the organism in Eukaryota, Metazoa, Chordata, Actinopteri, Carangiformes, Carangidae. Bases 1 to 468 code for a protein of 155 amino acids.
AUGGAGGAAGCCUCACAGCUGUUGGUCCAGGUGCGAGAUGACCGGCUGACCAUCGUAGCUCACCGUGAACAGGACGUGACUCUUCCAUGUCAGACUCGCAGCGGCGCUGCCAUCAUAGCGGCGGAGUGGAGCAGACCCGACCAGGAGUCCCACUACGUUUUCUUUUACAGGGACGACCAGGCAGAUAAGACGCACCAGCAUCCGUCUUUCGAGAACCGCGUGGAGCUGGCGGACGGGCGGAUGAAGGACGGUAACCUGUCUUUGAUUCUGAGGGACGUGAGACGCAGCGACCACGGGACGUACGAGUGCCGGGUGAAACAGGAAACCGCGGCGCGCAGGAAGCGGGCGUUUAUCAGCGCCGAACCCAUCAGCAUCGUCGACCUGAGAGUCACUGAAUCACAUCAUGUGAUGAUUGUUCAGAUGACUCGACAGCCACAAGUGAAGCUUGUGAACACGCUGAGAAAAUAAACGGAUCAAGGUCACAUGUUG